GCGCACCCAGUUUUCCGGUCGACGUACUGGCGUUCGUGACGCGUGACAGGUGCUGCUGUAGUUCUUUGCGCGGCUCGCGCUGUGCACUGACGACGCGCGCGGACUACGAUACCCAGCAUUCCGAGCGGCGGUGGUAAACAGAGCUGUCAAACAACAUCAUCGACGCCAUUUCGACAACAGCCUUAAAAUGGCAGUAAAAUGCAGAGCGAGGAUCGCUCCUCACUGAACAAGAAGCGACGCUCGCGUCCCGUGCUCGCCAAUUCAGACGCGCUUUAACGGACAUUUGAAGACGCCACGCGCCGAGAAGAUGGAUAUCAGCACGGCGGUGUUUAACGCGGCGAGAGACGGAAAACUGAAACUCAUCCAGAAGUUGCUGAGCAACAAAAGUCCGGAGGAGCUGGAGGCGCUGGCGGAGGAGAAGACGCAGGGCGGCACGCCGCUGCUCAUCGCGUCUCGGUACGGACACCUGGAGGUUGUGGACUACCUGCUGGAGCACUGCAAGGCCAACGUGGAGCUCGGGGGCUCCGUGAAAUUUGACGGCGAGACGAUCGAAGGCGCUCCGCCGCUGUGGGCGGCCUCCGCCGCGGGACACCUGCCGGUGGUGAAGACGCUCCUGAAGCACGGAGCCUCCGUCAACAACACCACCCUGACCAACUCCACGCCGCUGCGCGCCGCCUGCUUCGACGGCCACCUGGAGAUCGUCCGCUACCUGGUGGAGCACCGCGCCGACAUGGAGGUGGCCAAUCGGCACGGACACACCUGUCUGAUGAUCUCGUGUUACAAGGGCCACCGAGAGAUCGCCAAGUUCCUGCUGGAGCGAGGGGCCGACGUCAACCGCAAGAGCGUGAAGGGCAACACGGCUCUGCACGACUGCGCCGAGUCCGGGAGCCUGGAGAUCAUGAAGAUGCUGCUGAAGUGCGAGGCGCGCAUGGAGCGGGACGGCUACGGGAUGACGCCGCUGCUGGCCGCCAGCGUCACCGGCCACACCAACAUCGUGGAGUACCUGGUGCACCAGCCGCGCGCCAGCAGAGAGGAGCGGGUCGACGCGCUGGAGCUGCUGGGAGCCACGUUCGUGGACAAGAAGCGCGACCUGCUGGGCGCCAUGCGCUACUGGAGGAGAGCGAUGGAGCUGCGGCAGGCGGGCGAGAAGGCGGGCGGAUUCCUGGCCAAGCCGCCUCCGGGGCCGCCGGUGCCGGCGUACGACUGCGCCCGCGAGGUGUCCACAGCCGAGGAGCUGGAGGCGCUGAUCACCGACCCGGACGAGAUGCGCAUGCAGGCGCUGCUGGUGAGGGAGCGCAUCCUCGGCCCGUCGCACCCCGACACCUCCUACUACAUCCGCUACCGCGGCGCCGUCUACGCCGACUCGGGCAAUUUCCAGCGCUGCAUCAGCCUGUGGAAGUACGCGCUGGACAUGCAGCAGAGCAACCUGGACCCGCUCAGCCCCAUGACGGCCAGCAGCUUCCUCUCCUUCGCCGAGCUCUUCUCCUUCGUGCUGCAGGACCGCGCCAAGGGCACCCUGUGCACCCGCGUCACCUUCCAGGACCUGAUGGGCGUCCUGGGCAAGAGCGUGCGGGAGGUGGAGCGAGCCGUGGCGCAGCGGGACAGCCCUCCGGAGGCGCCGCAGUUCACCAAAGCGCUGUCCAUCAUCCUGCACCUGGUCUUCCUGCUGGAGAAGCUGGACUGCGCUCCGGAGCAGGAGCACCACAAGCGGCAGACCGUUUACCGGCUGCUGAAGCUGAACCCGCGGGCGCGGAGCGGCUACACGCCGCUGCACAUGGCCGUGGACAAGGACACCACGUCGGUGGGCCGCUACCCGGUGGGCCGCUUCCCGUCGCUGGCCGUGGCCAACCUGCUGCUGGAGUGCGGGGCCGACGUGGACUCGCGCGACUGCGAGAACAACACGCCGCUGCACGUGGCCGCCGCCAACGGCUGCCCCGAGAUCAUGGCGGCGCUGAUCCGGGCCGGCGCUCACUUCGACGCCACCAACGCCCAGCGCAAGACGGCCUACGAGCUGCUGGACGAGCAGAGCAGCGGGCGGCACGCGCUGCAGCCGCUCAACUACGUCACGCUGCAGUGUCUGGCGGCCCGAGCCAUCGAGAAACACAGACUUCCCUACAAAGGGCUCAUCUCAGAGGAAAUGGAGGCGUUCAUCGAGCUGCACUGACCUCACACGUGACCUCCGGCCAGAACCCAAGCAAUAAUCCCAGAACUCGUGGUGCGAGCGCUGGGACGGGCCGCGGACACGAGCCCCGGUCUCUCGCGCGUGUGCAGGAAGUGAACGUCUCGCCUCUUUGUGUUGGUUGCUGUUCUUUGA
This is a messenger RNA of Megalobrama amblycephala (Wuchang bream), 2314 nucleotides long. It is a transcript of the gene fem1a, whose product is annotated as fem-1 homolog a. Gene Ontology annotation, molecular function: protein binding. The record is from RefSeq and is a predicted model, not a curated record. Lineage: Eukaryota; Metazoa; Chordata; Actinopteri; Cypriniformes; Xenocyprididae. The transcript has a single exon. The coding region runs from base 308 to 2164 and encodes 618 amino acids.